AUUUUUUUCCUUUUCGAGUUGCAAGUUUUUAAGAGGCAAUGUCAUAUCAAAAUCCGUCUACCUUCUCACCUUAUACUCCACCUCCCGAUGAACAAAAAUUGAACCGUAAUUCUGUUCGAUAUGCUAGCAGUACAACAGCGUCAACUUCUGCUUCUGCAAACCCUUUUGCUGGAGUUUAUCGACAAACAGAACAGUUGCCCGACGGCCAAAUGAAAAUUAAUAAAUAUGAGACAGAUUUGCCAAUAAGAGUUGAUAUCGAAGCGGCUAUGGCUUAUGCUUUUGGUUGCGUAACUGGUGUUCUUCUCUUAAUUUUAGAACAAAAGAAUGAUUAUGUUCGAUUUCACGCGUGGCAGUCUUCAAUAUUAUUUGCAACCAUCUUUUUUUUCCAUUUAAUUAUAAUUCUUAUUUCCAAUGUUCUAAGCUGGGCCCUUUUGUUUACAGAGAUAGGACUAAUUUGUUUCCUUGGUUAUCAAGCCUAUAAGGAUGGAGAUUCUUUGGAACGGUUUGAGAUGCCAUUUUUUGGUGAUUUGGCUAGUUCAUGGGUCGAUAAUGAAUAAGUAGUAAAGUUCGGUUUAAAUAGUUUAUAGUUUCAAGAAAUUAAUGCAUGCAUCCAUCUCUUGUUUAAACUUUAUUUGUAUUAUAAUAAUCAUAAAGAACAACUUUUCAUACAUUAUCUGGAUUAAUAAGUAAUUUUGAGAAUUAUUAAAAUUAUAUUUCGUUAAAAAAAAAAAAUAAAAAAAAUAAUGUAGUAUAUAAUGUAGCUAGAUCGAAAUUUGUAAAUUAACUUUUGAUAUUGAUAAAAGAUAAUGGCGGAUACUUUACAUAUAAUCUUCAUCAAUUUUACAGACCAUCAUUAAAAACUCAUACAUAACAU
This is a messenger RNA of Rhizophagus irregularis DAOM 181602=DAOM 197198, 874 nucleotides long. RefSeq lists its product as uncharacterized. Lineage: Eukaryota; Fungi; Glomeromycota; Glomeromycetes; Glomerales; Glomeraceae. The record is from RefSeq and is a predicted model, not a curated record.